GCUCAGUCUCAUCUCACUCUCUCUUUUUCAUGAUAAACCGUUUCCUCUUACAACACUGUUUGAAAGGUGUUUGUCCUGAGAAGCUGCUCAGGUACCGCUUGCAGCCUCAUGUCUCUUGAUGUGAGCUGGAACCGGGCCUGAUGAGAGGUUAUUUCCAGAGAUGUGGCCGCGGCUGCACACCUCCGUUACUUGGAAACCGUCAGAAAUGUCUGCGGAAAGUUUUCUUCGGAUGGAAGAAGUUUUGAGACAAAGCGGUUGCCACGGGGCUGCUUCCUUUGCUGUUUAGUGAUGAUGGAGGAACACAAGGUCUGAGUGACACAAUGUCUUUGGGGGAGUUCAUCGAGCUCCGUGACCUUAGGCCCGGCAAAGAGAAGAUAGAGCUGACUGGCACGCGCUCGCCAUGCUCACCUCCUCGCCUGGAGAGAACCAACGCUCUGAGGAUCAGCCCGGGGAAGGUCCCAGAUCUGCUGUGCCGGGUGGGCAUCAUCAGAGUCCUGAGCAGCUCCCAAGACCCCCAGCUCCCAGAGGAGAAGGGAGAGGGACACAACUUCCAACCCUGCAGCCACGCUCAGCCCACGUGGUGUGACCUGUGCGGAGACUUUAUCUGGGGCCUUUAUAAGCAGAGCCUGCGGUGUGUCAACUGUAAAUUCACGUGCCACUAUCGCUGUCGUGCCCUGAUCCAGUUGGACUGCAGCUGGGACCGAGGAUCUGUGGCUGACCACACAUGUGUUGUCGAGCACACCAUAGAAACAGACACAAAUGUGGAUGAACAAAUUGAUUUGGGGAAGCAGGAGUUGACAACUGCAGAUAUCCAGCAGAAGUUGAAGGAAUACAACGCUCAAAUCAACAGCAAUCUGUUCAUGAACAUGAACAAGGAUGGUUCCUACACUGGCUUCAUAAAGGUGCAGUUUAAGCUGGCGCGGCCAGUGUCGGUUCCACAGCCGAAGAAAGGAGGACACGACACUGGAGCGAGGAAGCCUGCUGGAGUGAAGCGCCGCACCUCUUUCUACCUGCCAAAGGACGCAUCCAAGCACCUGCACAUCAGCUCUCGCACUUCCGCUCGUGAAGUCAUCGAGGCUUUGCUGAAAAAGUUUACUGUGGUGGACAAUCCUGGCAAGUUUGCUCUGUUUGAGCGCAGCGAGCGUCAUGACCAAGUUUAUCUUCGUAAGCUGCCUGAUGUUGAGCAUCCCCUCCGCCUGCGUCUGAAUGCCGGACCCAAUGAGAAAGUCCUCAGUUUUGUUCUGAAAGAGAAUGAAACUGGAGAAGUCAAUUGGCACGCCUUCUCCAUGCCUGAGCUGAAGAACUUCCUGCGCAUCCUGCAGCGCGAAGAAGAGGAGCACGUCAAGCAGAUAGUGCAGCGAUACACCCUGGCCCGCAUUAAGAUGCAGGAGGCUUUGGCUGGCUCCACUCCCGGCUGAGACGACUCUGCGCUCGGGGUUUAAACGUGCACCUCAUGGCUGGACAAAUCACCUGAUGAUGACCAGUCAUCGCUGCAUCCAAAGAUCCCAGAGAACACAACUCAAAAAACACCUCUUCGGUGAACGAGAGAGUGAGAAAGGGCGCAAGACAAUGAGAGAGAGAGAGCUAGCGCGAAUGUGCGUGUGAGAUGAUGCGAGAGAUGAGAAGUGCCUUACACCUGGAGAGUCUGAUGUGCCUGAGAGAAUGAGUUGAGAGAAAUGAAGACUGGCAGAUGAGACGGUGGUUGUAUCCAGUAAUUUCAUUAAUUAUUGGGUACCAUCUGAUUAUCCUGUGCACCUCAGUUGUGUCACUUUAACUUUAACGAAAACGACAGUGAUGAUUUUGUCAUUUUACAAUAUUGAAAAUCCAUUUGACAGUUAUGCAAUUUUAGAAAUGGUGCCAGAUUCGAGCACUGUGUUAUUGCAUUCCUGUUUUGCAGAAUAUAAAAUUGGUAUCAUGUGUAAUCAAAGUUUAAAUACAUUCCAUUUGGUCCGAGAUUAACUCACCCUGAAAACCCUGCUUUAAAAUCAUCUUGAUGAAUGUUAUCCUGUCAGAAGUUAAAUGCAUUUGUAGCUGAAAAGCAUAUAUGGAUUUUCAUUAGACCCCGUCUCAAAAGUCUGCCAUGUCCUCUCGACACCCCUGAUGGGUGCAACUCAACUUUUUUUAUUUUAGUGUCAAUUUGCGAGUAUGACUGAUGUAUGGACAUUUGUAUGCAAUUAUGAAUGUCAGAGAGAACCGUGUCAAAGUCACUCUGGUUGACUGGAAUCUUGAAUGAAUUUUGAUAUUAUACAUGUUUCACUGACUGGAAGCUGUCAGUCUUUAUAUAUUUGUUUUUCUAGCCUUUAACAAAAAUGUCUGUCUCCUGUUUUUUUUUCUCCAGUUCACUUUCAUUGUAUCCUUCUAUGCACAAAUUUACAUGUUGUAGCAACCUUCAAAAUGUCGUGAAAAAUGUGCACUGCGAUCAGUAAAGAAUUUUCCAGUUUUGUCAA
This is a messenger RNA of Thunnus maccoyii (southern bluefin tuna), 2447 nucleotides long. RefSeq names its product ras association domain-containing protein 1-like. Gene Ontology annotation, biological process: Ras protein signal transduction. Bases 321 to 1418 code for a protein of 365 amino acids. The record is from RefSeq and is a predicted model, not a curated record. The transcript has 7 exons. Lineage: Eukaryota; Metazoa; Chordata; Actinopteri; Scombriformes; Scombridae. Gene Ontology annotation, cellular component: nucleus; microtubule cytoskeleton.